AUGUCCCUGGGUAUGGUUGCCUUUCGCAUGCAGUUCAUAUUAAGUGACUAUAUUCCAUUGCAAGCGUUUUCAGGUACUAUUUCAUAUGUCAAAGAAGCUAUCAUCCUCUGCCCCCCCCACCCCCCAAAAAGCUACUCGUAUAUUAACAACUGCUACAGUGCCCAACACAUGAAUAAUUCUACAUCCUUAUUAAAUUAUAACUGUUCGGGGCAUAAAUCACAUGUUCCACUAGAAGCCCCUCCUUGCUUGACGAAUGGUCUCCCUUCCAGGAGCAACUGCUUCUACAACCCCGUGUUCGUCCAGUGCCUGGAGUACCUGAUUCCGGCCGACCUGCACGAGGAGUACCAAGCCCUCGUGCAGACGGUGGGCAAGUAG
Penaeus vannamei (Pacific white shrimp) is the source of this 375-nucleotide messenger RNA. The record is from RefSeq and is a predicted model, not a curated record. NCBI's taxonomy places the organism in Eukaryota, Metazoa, Arthropoda, Malacostraca, Decapoda, Penaeidae.